Quercus lobata is the source of this 798-nucleotide messenger RNA. RefSeq lists its product as uncharacterized. The record is from RefSeq and is a predicted model, not a curated record. NCBI's taxonomy places the organism in Eukaryota, Viridiplantae, Streptophyta, Magnoliopsida, Fagales, Fagaceae. Bases 1 to 798 code for a protein of 265 amino acids. The transcript has 2 exons.
AUGAGGAAAGAGUUAGAUGAAGUUAAGAAUGCCAUGAAGGGAAAGACAACGAUAAAUCUUGAUGGCAUGAUCAAGAGGACAGACUCACCCUUCACUACCAGCGUUUUGGAGUGUCCUUUACCUCCCAAAUUUCAUCUCCCACAGCUGGAGGUUUAUGAUGGCAACAAGGAUCCCCUAGAUCACAUAGGGGCAUUCAAGACGAUAUUAAACCUCCAACAGACCCCGGGCAAGGCGAUCUUUCCCAGCAACCCUCAGAGGAGUAGCAAGAGUGUGGAAGGGGAAACCUUGAGAGAGUAUGUAAAACGCUUCAACAAAGCAGUGUUUGAAAUUGACGAGGCAGACAAUCAAGUGAUAAUGAUGACCUUCCAAGCAGGGUUGAAUAGUCUUGACCUUGUCUUCUCUCUAGGGAAGACUCCACCAACCUUGAUGGCAAAUCUGUUGUUCAAAGCACAAAAGUAUAUGAAUGGAGAAGAUACAUUAACUGCAAAGGGAUUAAUGGGCAAACGAAAAAAAGAAGAGAAUGUUGAGUCGCAGGGUAAGAAGAGGGAUUACAAAGACAAUCUCUCAGAUACCAAGGCCAGCAAAAGUAGUUCGGAAGCACCAUCGAAGAAAAAGUUGAAUUUCAUUCCUUUACUAAUGCCUGUGGACAAAAUCUUCAUGCAAAUAAAGGACGACCUUGCUCUAAAAUGGCCUAAAUCGUUGAGCUCAUCCUCAAAACGAAGAGAUUCAAAGAAGUACUUUCACUUUCACAAGGAUUAUGGUCAUUACACUGACGAAUGUCGAGAUUUGAAAGAAUAG